This is a messenger RNA of Drosophila subpulchrella, 2280 nucleotides long. RefSeq names its product carnitine O-palmitoyltransferase 2, mitochondrial (gene CPT2). Gene Ontology annotation, biological process: fatty acid beta-oxidation. Bases 106 to 2109 code for a protein of 667 amino acids. Gene Ontology annotation, molecular function: carnitine O-palmitoyltransferase activity. NCBI's taxonomy places the organism in Eukaryota, Metazoa, Arthropoda, Insecta, Diptera, Drosophilidae. The transcript has 3 exons. The record is from RefSeq and is a predicted model, not a curated record. Gene Ontology annotation, cellular component: mitochondrion.
AUUGUUUGUUGUUGCUUGCACUUUCUUAUUUUGGACUUUGAAACGCUGCUCUCGAGUUUAAACACGAAUAGUUACCCAAUUUGGAAAGCCAUCGAGUGGAGAGCCAUGUUCCGGACCCGGGUGCACCGCAAUCUGUCGUGGAUCUCGACGAAUUCGUCGCGAACGACGACUACUCAUGGCCAGCACUACCAAUAUCUGCAGUGUUCCAAGCUGCCGACGCUGUAUUUCCAGCGCUCCCUGCCAAGACUGCCCAUUCCGCUGCUGGAGAACAGUUGCCGGCGGUUCCUGGAGGCCACCCAGCCGCUGCUCUCGCCGGCAGAGCAGGCGAAGACCCAGCAGACGGUGGAGCAGUUCCGCCAAGGAAUCGGCAUGGAGCUGCACGCAAGGCUGAAGAGCCACGAUGCGGAGAACAAGCACACCAGCUACAUAUCGCAGCCCUGGUUCGACAUGUACCUGGCCGAUCGGGCACCGCUACCCCUUAACUAUAAUCCCCUGCUGGUGAUGAAGAGUGACUCGCGGCCGGAGUACCAAAACCAGGUGGUGAGGGCCACCAACCUGAUCAUCAGCUCGCUGAGGUUUUGGAGAUCACUACAAGCGGAUCUCCUGGAGCCGGAGGUCUACCACAUGAACGCCAAGAAGAGCGACACUGCCAGCUACCGCAGAUGGAUGAAGGUGGCCCCCAAGGCCUUUGCCACCUACGCCUCGUAUGCCUUCAAGGCGUUCCCGCUGGACAUGAGCCAGUACAACCGGUUGUUCGGCACCUCCAGGAUUCCCAGGAUAGGCAAGGACGAGCUGGUUCAUUCGCCCGACGCCAAGCACAUUCUAGUCAUGCGACGCGGUCACAUGUACGCCGUGAAUGUCCUGGACUCCAGUGGCUACAUCGAGAGUCCCAGUGUGAUUCUGGGCAGGCUCAGGGCUGUCCUCAAGUUGGAUGCAGACCGCGAGGCAGCCAGUGUUCCACUGGGUGUUCUGACCUCUGGACAGCGCGAUGAGUGGGCCAAGAGCAGGCAUCAGUUUGUUAGUAACGCCAAGAACGCAGAUCUUCUGCAGAGCGAGGUGGAUGCGGCUCUGUUCUGCGUUUGUCUGGAUGGCGAGGAGGAUGGCGUCUUUGAUGAGAACAGGCAAGAGCCACUCCUCAAGCAUCUGCUGGCGGGAAAGGCACAGAAUCGUUGGUUCGACAAAUCCAUUUCCCUGCUUAUCAGCGCGGAUGGCACCACGGCCAUAAACUUCGAGCACUCGUGGGGCGAUGGCGUGGCGGUGCUGCGCUACUUCAACGAGCUCUACAAGGACACUCUAAAUCAGCCCUUUGUGUCCACGGAGACGGUGCACACUCCCGCCGAAGGGGAUUUCAGCAAUGUGCGACCCAUCAACUUUGAUAUCGACGAAGCCACCAAGUCGGCGGUUUCUGAGGCUUACAAUAAGAACGCCACCAUUGUGGAUAGCUUGGACAUGAAUGUUCUGAAGUAUCCUCAUAUCAACAAGCCCACGUGCAAGCAGUACGGCCUGAGUCCCGACUCCAUCAUUCAGCUGUCCUUUCAACUUGCCUAUCGACAGGCCUACAGUGGCUAUGUGGGCAGCUACGAGUCCUGCAGCACCUCCGCCUUCCGACAUGGACGCACGGAAACGAUGCGACCCUGCACAAAUGCCACUAGGGACUUUUGUGAGGCUAUCCUGCAGCCGGAGAGGAGCAAACCCAGUGCCGGAGAGCUGCGAGCGAUGAUCGACAAGUGCAGCAAGGUGCAUGGCCAGCUCACCAAGGACGCGGCCAUGGGCCAGGGCUUCGAUCGGCAUCUCUUCGCCCUGCGGCACACGGCCCAAAAGGAGGGCAUACCCCUUCCUGAUCUCUACGAGACUGAGGCUUAUAAGCGCAUUAAUAACAAUAUCAUUAGUACCUCCACCCUAGGAUCCGAUGCCCUGCUGGCGGGUUCUUUCGGUCCGGUGGUCAGGAAUGGCUUUGGAAUCGGCUAUUCGAUUCAGAACGAAUUCGCCGGCGCCAUUGUCACCACGUACAAAAACCAGGCUGAUGGGAAGGUGUUCAUAGACAGUCUGGAAUCGGCAUUUGAUAAAAUUUGCGCUGUCAUCCAACAGAGCAGCAGUGGCAAGAAGUAGAAGGGCACCUCCUGCAGUCCUUCCCAGUCCCCCGAUGAAUAUGGCUUUAACAAAACAAGGAGAUUUAUUUUGAUGCUUUUACACUGUAUCCCAUGUGUCUGAAUUGCAAUAUCUUAUUUCUAGCUCUACAAUUUAUAGAUUAUACACUGAAAACAUUCUGCCCCAUCUAAA